AUGGCCGUCGUCGCCACUGCGGGCUGGGCCGCGGCGCUCGCCUACCCUGCGGCCUCCCUGCUCGCGCUCGCCAACGGCGCCAAUGACAUCUGCAACUCGGUGGGCACAGCCGUGGGGGCCGGCGCGCUGACGAUGCGGCAGGCGCUGGUUCUGGGUUGCAUCGCCGAGGCCAUCGGCGCGGUCACCAUCGGCCCGUUCGUCGCGCAGAGCAUCGCGAGCGGCCAGAUCCACCUACCGCCUGCGAACGGCCGGUUGGCAGACGUCAUGGCCGGCAUGUACGACCCUUAA
Molecule: messenger RNA, 288 nt
Organism: Emiliania huxleyi CCMP1516
Lineage: Eukaryota; Haptophyta; Isochrysidales; Noelaerhabdaceae
Exons: 2
Coding region: 1-288 (95 amino acids)
Biological process (GO): phosphate ion transmembrane transport
Cellular component (GO): membrane
Molecular function (GO): phosphate transmembrane transporter activity
Source: RefSeq, a predicted model, not a curated record